AGUCAUAAUAAAGAAUAACAAAAUAUGAACCCACGGUUGAGGUUAGUUCUUUUGUUAUUUAACAAGAAUGAAGAUGUUUCGGUGAUGUUUACAAAAUGUUUCCAAGGCCAUUGUGGAAAGGAUGCACUACGUUCAGUCGAAAUGUUGUUAAACGAUUUUACUGUGGGACUAAGUCUGAUAGGGUGAGAAAAUUCAGUGAGGACAGAGCCCUGCAGCACUUCGACAAGAACUACAGUCUUUUGUUCGGUCAAAAAUGGAAAUCGAUAAGGGCAGCACUACUGACAAAACAUAAAUCGGUGGCACUCGUAAACAAUUUCGCCGAUCCCAGAAAAAUUUGUCGAGAACUUGAAGUCAGUGGUGCGUUUAAUUUAAAAUCGUUAUUCGAACGGAAAGAUCCGAUUGUGUCUAAACAAAUGAACAAUACGGAACUCUCCCACGACAAUGACGAGUACGUAAAAGGUCUAAAUAGAUGGUUGGAGUGGAGCAAAUCCGAUUAUCAAAAAUACUGGAACGCAACAGAUAUUCCCAUAGACAUCGUCCCUGAUGAUGAAUUUAGUUACCCGAACAAUUUGGUAAUUUAUAGUUACAAGCGAUGCGAUACAACCAGAUUUCAGCGAGUGAUACCCACAGAAAACAAUGAUCGAUUAUCCCAUUUUGUCAUGAAUGGAUCAUCUAUAUUGCCACCGUUAAUGCUGAACGUUCAACCGGAUGACAAAGUUUAUGAUGCUUGUUCGUCACCGGGAGGAAAAGCUUUGUUACUGCUACAGACAUUAAUACCGAUUAGUAUUGUAUGUAAUGACAUCGAUCAUAUACGGGUCCACAAAAUCCAUACGGCAUUCAAGCAGUUUUUAGUCGAUUUUAAAGACGCUUGGAAAAAUCAGAAGAUUUUUAUCACCACACAAGAUGCUCGCAUCUGCGGCGAAAGCGGUGUGUAUGAUAAGAUUUUAGUUGAUGUACCAUGUACAACCGAUCGGGACGCAGUGAAAAGAUUCAAAAAGUCGAACAUGUUUCUGCCAUCACGAUCGGAAGAACUUUUAAAACUACCCGAAUUACAAACGGACAUCUUAAGCAAUUGUCUAAGGCUUCUGAAACCGGGUGGAUCACUGGUUUAUUCAACUUGCUCAAUCAGUCCGAUACAAAAUGACGGAAUCGUUCGGAUGGCCAUUGCAAAGGCAUUUAUUGAAAAUAAUAUCACCGUUACAGUCAAAGAUCUUAGUAUGGCAAUCGAUCCGUUUCGAGAAUUGUUUACAUUUCAAGAUUCCAAUGAACUUAGAUAUGGGCAACUGGUGUUACCGUGGUUAACAAAUAACUUUGGGCCGAUGUACUUUUCGAAAAUUACCAGGCGUGUUUGAAAUACAAAUGCAGAUUUGUUACCGAAAAUUAAAUUCGAAUUACUCAGUCUAAUUCACGAUCGUAGAGUCUGAAAUCAACCAUUUUCACCACUCCAUUCGCACCGUCAUCAAAUGUCUAAAGCCAGAGUGGAGUCUGUGUGCACUUCAUUAUUUAUGAGGGAAUGAUACGCACACAGAUCAUAGGCUUCAAACCGUUGCCUGAUGAGUGAUCAGUCCGCGGUAUAAAAUUUGUGCCACAUUAAUACACCAUCUAUCCGAUAAACGCGAUAGCCGUCACAUACUGUGGAAAGUUGGAAUUUUGGUUCAACUAGACCCUUCUUGGUGCCAGAUGAAUUUUGAACUUCUCUAGCAUCACUACUUUCAUUCGUCAUUUCGAGGCAAAACUUUCAUUUUAACAUUAAUUUGAAUUAGCUUGUAUGUGUCACUGCUGAGAAACACAUUAGGCAAUGUUAGGAUCCUCCUAGCGCUCCACUCAAACAGUUGUAGGGCAAAUGCAUUUUGGUUAGUACUGCAACGUGGCAUAAGCUUCGAACCUUAUGACGGACUAAUCUGCGCACACAGGCUCUCCGUUAACAGCACGGAAUUCUUGUCUUUAUGCAAAAGAGACGAUUGCAUUUUGGUUGAUAAUCUGUUUAUUUGAGCAACAUAUAAAUUCACCGAAAAAAAAACCAAGCCGUCGCAUGAGUGUCUCCUUCUAAACUAUAAAUAUAUCAAAUGAUCCGGU
This is a messenger RNA of Bradysia coprophila, 2076 nucleotides long. Its product is annotated as 5-cytosine rRNA methyltransferase NSUN4-like. Gene Ontology annotation, molecular function: RNA methyltransferase activity. The record is from RefSeq and is a predicted model, not a curated record. Lineage: Eukaryota; Metazoa; Arthropoda; Insecta; Diptera; Sciaridae. Gene Ontology annotation, cellular component: mitochondrial large ribosomal subunit. Gene Ontology annotation, biological process: rRNA methylation.